Eurypyga helias (sunbittern) is the source of this 921-nucleotide messenger RNA. RefSeq names its product chromosome unknown open reading frame, human C10orf54 (gene VSIR). Gene Ontology annotation, cellular component: plasma membrane. Gene Ontology annotation, biological process: negative regulation of CD4-positive, alpha-beta T cell proliferation; positive regulation of regulatory T cell differentiation; regulation of immune response. The record is from RefSeq and is a predicted model, not a curated record. The transcript is spliced from 8 exons. Lineage: Eukaryota; Metazoa; Chordata; Aves; Eurypygiformes; Eurypygidae. Bases 1 to 921 code for a protein of 306 amino acids.
AUGCCGCUGGUGUGGACGCUCUGCUUGCUCUCUGCAACCCCUGGCCAUCCCUCUGCCAACAUCGGAGGGUCGUCAGCUUUCCUGAUCACCACCCCGUACUCACUCUGCAUCUGCCCCGAGGGCCAGAACGUCACCCUGACCUGCCGGAUCAGCGGUCCCCUUGCCGACCACCACGACCUGCUCUACAAAACCUGGUUCUUCAGCAGCAACGGCGACCAGAGCUGCUCCGAGAAGGAACGCAUCCGCAACGUCACCGAGAGGGAGCUGCACCGCGACCUGGGCAGGCACCACGACACGCCGGGCAACGGCACCCACAAGUCCUCGCCUAGGGCGCAUCGCGGGGUGGAAUUUAUCCCUGACCACCACGGUGCCUUUCACAUCGUGGUGAUGAACCUGACGCUGCAGGACAGCGGGAAUUACUGCUGCUACGUCAUGGAGGCCAAGCGGGAGCAGAGCAAGCCCCGCACCUUGCAGAUUGCUCACAACUUUGUGGAGCUGCAGAUCCAGAAAGGCAGAGGAGGGCUUCAAAACUGCACAUUUCAUACUGCUACCAGCAAAGAUAUCACGGCCGCCGCGCUGGCAACCGGUGCCUGCAUCGUGGGCAUCCUCUGCCUGCCCCUCAUCUUGCUCCUGAUCUACAAGCAGAGACAAGCGGUCAGCAACAGACGUGCCCAUGAGCUGGUCAGGAUGGAGAGCAACGCCCAGGGCAUCGAAAACCCCGUCUUUGAGGCGGUCCCUUCGGCAAGCACGGAGCCGCGGCCUCGACCCCAGCUCUCCUACAUGGCCAGCCGGCAGCCCUCCGAGUCCGGCUGGCACCUGUUCUCCGAGCCUGGCACCCCCCUGUCCCCCCCCAGCCCCGGGGACUGCUUCUUCCCGACACUGGAUCCUGUUCCCGACUCACCUAAUUCCUUGAAAGCCUAA